ACGAAGCUUACCGCGGAAAGUGAAACUCAUCUCUGCACAUAUCUUCCCAAAAUCCCUCGCGAUUUUUCCUCAAUCUCCCAAACCACGUACUCAACUAAAUUAAUAGCUAUCGUUAUUAUCACUGCGAAUUUGCAAUCCCGUGAUGUUUUGCUGAACUCAGUGCUUAACACUCUGCAACACGCGUGAAUUUGAAUCUGAUUGUAAUUCAGGUUUUCUCCUCGUGUUUAUGGAAUGAUGAGUGUAACUUGGUUGCUGAGUACUGGUUUUCACAAGAUGGUGCCUAUUCUCUAGAGAGGAAUAUGCUCUCUUACCAUGCUUUGGACGUGGUGGAGUGGAGCAUGGUUAGUGUUAUCGACCUUCCAAGGUUUUCUUUCUCCUGACCAUAAGAGAAGCAGUUACAACGUUUCAUUUUUUGGUAAGGGAGAGGUUAAUCUUCCACAAUGUCUUCCCUUCAACUAUUGCAUCUAACUCGGAAUGGCCAGAGUUUUCUGGCUUCAAGGAGGAAAGCUUUAUUACUUACAUCUGGUAUCUUAUUCGCUGGUGGAACAGCUGCAUAUAUGCAAUCAAGAUUUAGAGCUAAUAAACAUGAUUUAUUUGACCAUUGCAAUGGGCACAACAAUGAAAAAGACACAGAGGAGGAGGUUGUGAAGAGUGUUAAUGCACCAAAAAAUAAACAAAAGAAAGGGUUAAAGUCACUCCAAGUCCUUGCUGCAAUUCUACUAUCUAAGAUGGGCAAAUUAGGUGCAAGGGAUCUUUUAGGUUUAGUUGCUAUUGCGGUGCUGCGAACUGCUUUGAGCAACAGGCUAGCUAAAGUGCAAGGCUUCCUAUUUCGUGCUGCUUUUCUUCGACGUGUACCAUUGUUUCUUAAGCUAAUUUCAGAAAAUAUUCUUCUGUGCUUUCUUUUGUCAACCAUUCAUUCUACGUCAAAGUAUAUAACAGGGACUUUGAGUUUGCAUUUCAGAAAAAUAUUGACAAAGCUUAUCCAUUCCCACUAUUUUGAGAACAUGGUGUAUUACAAAAUAUCGCAUGUUGAUGGUCGGAUAACUAACCCAGAGCAAAGAAUUGCCAGUGAUGUGCCAAGGUUCUGUUCGGAGUUAAGUGAAAUUGUACAGGAUGAUCUAACAGCAGUUACUGAUGGACUUCUAUACACUUGGAGGCUGUGUUCAUAUGCUAGCCCAAAAUAUGUCUUCUGGAUAUUGGCAUAUGUACUUGGAGCUGGUGCUGCAAUCAGAAACUUCUCUCCUUCAUUUGGAAAACUUAUGUCCAAAGAGCAACAAUUGGAAGGAGAGUAUCGACAGCUUCACUCGCGAUUAAGGACUCACUCAGAAAGCAUAGCAUUCUAUGGUGGAGAGAGGAAAGAAGAAUCUCAUAUUCAACAGAAGUUUAAAACCUUGGUUAGGCACAUGCAUAAAGUGCUACAUGAUCAUUGGUGGUUUGGCAUGAUUCAGGACUUAUUACUGAAGUACCUUGGUGCUACUGUUGCUGUUAUUUUAAUUAUUGAACCUUUCUUUUCUGGUCAUCUAAGGCCCGACAGUUCAACUUUAGGGCGUGCAAAGAUGUUAAGCAAUCUUAGAUAUCAUACUAGUGUCAUAAUAUCCUUAUUUCAGUCCCUAGGAACACUUUCUAUCAGUGCAAGACGGCUCAAUCGUCUCAGUGGGUAUGCUGAUCGCAUUUAUGAAUUAAUGGCUGUCUCAAGGGAUUUGAGCUUGGUGGAUGAGAAAUCUUCCCUGCAAAGAAAAGGAAGUAAAAAUUGCAUAAGUGAAGCUAACUACAUUGAAUUUUAUGGUGUCAAGGUUGUGACCCCCACUGGCAAUGUCUUGGUGGAUGAUCUGACUCUUAGGGUUGAACCAGGGUCUAAUCUUUUGAUUACAGGUCCAAAUGGCAGUGGAAAAAGCUCCCUUUUCCGGGUUCUAGGUGGUCUUUGGCCUUUGAUUUCUGGAUAUAUUGUGAAGCCUGGAAUUGGCUCCGAUCUUAAUAAGGAGAUUUUCUAUGUGCCGCAAAGGCCAUACACUGCUGUAGGAACACUUCGAGAUCAGUUGAUUUAUCCUUUUACUAUAGAUCAGGAGGUUGAACGACUCACAGAUCAUGGGAUGGUGGAGCUGUUAAAAAAUGUUGACCUUGAAUACCUGUUGGAUCGUUACCCGCCUGAUAAGGAGGUAAACUGGGGUGAUGAACUUUCAUUGGGUGAGCAGCAGAGAUUGGGCAUGGCAAGACUUUUUUACCAUAAGCCUAAAUUUGCAAUUCUAGAUGAAUGCACAAGUGCUGUCACCACUGAUAUGGAAGAGCGUUUUUGUGCUAAAGUUAGGGCCAUGGGAACAUCUUGCAUUACCAUAUCUCAUCGCCCAGCAUUGGUUGCAUUCCAUGAUGUGGUUUUAUCCUUAGAUGGUGAAGGAGGAUGGAGUGUUCAUUAUAAAAGGGAGGGCUCUUCUACUAAAAUGGGUAUUGAUACAAUGAAGGCAUCAGAAACAAAACGACAGAGUGAUGCAAAAGCAGUUCAAAUUGCAUUUUCCAUGAGCAAAAAGGAUUCUGCAUUCUCUAGUCCAAAGGCACAGUCAUAUUUUGCGGAGGUGAUAUCAUCAUCUCCAUCAAUGAAUCAUAUAAUUUCACCAUCUACUGUUCCCCAACUCCGUGGUAACACAAGGGUAUUGCCAUUGAGAGUAGCUGCCAUGUGCAAAGUGUUGGUACCCACUGUACUUGAUAAACAAGGUGCACAACUGCUUGCUGUCGCUUUUCUUGUUGUUUCAAGAACAUGGGUCUCAGAUCGUAUUGCAUCACUAAAUGGUACCACUGUGAAGUUUGUUUUGGAGCAGGAUAAAGCUUCCUUUAUUCGGUUGAUUGGUUUAAGUGUUCUUCAAAGUGCUGCAUCUUCUUUCAUUGCUCCUUCUUUAAGGCACUUGACAGCCAGGUUGGCCCUGGGGUGGCGGAUUCGUUUGACGCAACAUCUGCUAAAAAACUACUUGAGAAACAAUGCAUUCUACAAGGUCUUUCACAUGGCAAGCAAAAAUAUUGAUGCAGAUCAGAGGAUAACUAACGACUUGGAGAAGUUAACAGCAGACUUGUCUGGAUUGGUCACUGGAAUGGUAAAGCCAUCUGUGGAUAUUUUGUGGUUCACAUGGAGAAUGAAGCUGUUAACAGGUCAGAGGGGGGUUGCCAUACUCUAUACUUACAUGUUACUUGGUCUGGGAUUUCUAAGAACUGUUACUCCUGAUUUUGGUGAUUUGAUAAGCCAAGAACAACAACUUGAAGGAACCUUUAGGUUCAUGCAUGAAAGACUCUGUACUCAUGCUGAAUCUGUUGCUUUCUUCGGUGGUGGAGCUCGAGAAAAAGCUAUGGUUGAAUCAAGAUUCAAAGAGCUUCUCUCCCACUCGAAUUACCUUUUAAAAAAGAAGUGGCUAUUUGGUAUACUGGAUGAUUUUAUCACAAAGCAACUCCCUCAUAAUGUGACUUGGUUACUGAGCUUAUUAUAUGCCAUGGAACAUAAGGGAGACCGUGCUUCAAUAAGUACUCAGGGUGAGCUGGCGCAUGCGUUGAGGUUCUUAGCAUCUGUUGUUUCUCAAAGCUUUUUAGCUUUUGGUGACAUUCUUGAAUUGCACAGAAAGUUUGUGGAGCUUUCUGGUGGUAUUAGUCGGAUUUUUGAGCUUGAAGAACUUCUUGAUGCAGCACAGUCUGGGGACUCCAUCAAUGAUAGUAUUACACCUUCAAUGAUGGAUUAUCAUGCUAAAGAUGCUAUUUCGUUUUCUAAGGUUGAUAUUGUAACCCCUGCUCAGAAGAUGUUGGCAAGGGAGUUGACAUGUGACAUUGAGCUUGGUAGAAGCCUGCUUGUUACGGGUCCAAAUGGAAGUGGAAAAAGUUCCAUUUUCAGAGUUCUUAGAGGACUUUGGCCAAUUGCAAGUGGAAGAUUCUCCAGACCAUCUGAAGAUGUGGAUCAAGAGGCUGGAUCAGAUUGUGGCAUCUUCUAUGUUCCUCAGCGGCCUUACACAUGCUUGGGAACAUUGCGGGAUCAAAUUAUAUACCCACUGUCCCGUGAAGAAGCAGAGUUUAGAGCGUUGACGAUGUACGGAAAAGGCGAAAAUCAUCCUGACCCUAGAAAAUUGUUGGACACGCACUUGCAAACUAUCCUAGAGAAUGUUCGGUUGAAUUAUCUUCUAGAAAGGGACAACAAUGGAUGGGAUGCAAAUCUCAACUGGGAAGACACCCUCUCUCUUGGAGAGCAGCAGAGAUUAGGCAUGGCACGUUUGUUCUUCCAUAAGCCUAAAUAUGGUAUCCGCGAGUGUACCAAUGCAACUAGCGUUGAUGUCGAAGAACACCUAUAUGGGCUUGCAAACAAAAUGGGAAUCACAGUGGUUACUUCCUCACAACGUCCUGCUUUAAUACCAUUUCAUUCCAUGGAAUUGCGUCUGAUCGAUGGUGAGGGUAAUUGGGAACUUCGUUCGAUCAAGCAAUGAUUUUUGCAAGGUACUGUUGCUGCUGGCUCUCAUUAUUACUAUAGAUGUUGCCGAGUCUUGAACAUACAGACUGAUUGCAAGCGGAUAUUAGGUUUGCCAUUUUUUUUUUCUUUCAUUUUUUUUUU
This is a messenger RNA of Cajanus cajan (pigeon pea), 4570 nucleotides long. The record is from RefSeq and is a predicted model, not a curated record. NCBI's taxonomy places the organism in Eukaryota, Viridiplantae, Streptophyta, Magnoliopsida, Fabales, Fabaceae.